Messenger RNA from Epinephelus lanceolatus (giant grouper), 5550 nucleotides. It is a transcript of the gene gpr179, whose product is annotated as G protein-coupled receptor 179. Gene Ontology annotation, biological process: G protein-coupled receptor signaling pathway. Lineage: Eukaryota; Metazoa; Chordata; Actinopteri; Perciformes; Serranidae. Gene Ontology annotation, molecular function: G protein-coupled receptor activity. The record is from RefSeq and is a predicted model, not a curated record. Gene Ontology annotation, cellular component: membrane.
CCAACAUCACCGGCGCGGACACAAGGAUUUAAUGAUUUCGUCGUGCGAGUGUGCACGCGCGCGUGCAUGUGUCCGUGCGGUGCACAGAUGGAGCUGUGCGCUCCGAGCGUGAGCGCUGCAGACCGAGUGGCCGCUCUCCUCUCGGACACCUGCUGCUGCUGCACCGCCGCGCUGAUGUGAGGAUGAAGAAAGUCCAAAGCUCCGCCAACAUGUGACGUUUUUCUUUGCCUCAAGGGAACUACAAAGGGGUCAAGCGCCAAAAAGAGAGGGUGUUGUAGGAGUGUGACCCCCCUCCCUCCUCCCCCUCCUCCUCUUCUGCUUCAGAGUGAAUCCAGGAUGGGUCCAGUUUGGCUCCUUGUUCUGCUCCCAUCCCUCCUCAGAGCGCAGGUGACUCCAGACUUCACAUCAGGAGUCACUGUGGAGACAAACAACAGCACUGACUCUUCAACAAACAGCACAGGAACCUCAGAUGUCUCCACCAGCCUCUCCACUUCCUUCAGACCCUCGGAGCCUUCUGGGUUUGCAGUGACGCCUUCAGAAGCUCCCACACAGGAGGAAGAUGACUGGUCACCAGCAGAGACCUUCCUGUACACUGGAGACCCUUCCACACUGGAGACAGCCCGCUGCUCACGGGCGUACAGCUCGCCGGGGCAGCCCGGAUCCCUGCCCGUCAGCUUUAGUGCCCCCCUCCGGCCAGCUCAGAAUGCGCUGGCCAGCACCGCCAACUUCCUCAAUAUGAUCUUCCAGGCCAGUGACCUGCGGGAGAGCACAGUGCAGGAGGACAUGGAGUGGUACCAUGCUCUGGUCCGCGCCCUCCUGGAGGCCGACCUGCUCAUCCGGCGGGCCCUGCUGACCUUCGACGCUGACCCGACAUCCCCGGUGCCACAGCUGGUGCUCUGUGCCUCCCGCAACCCGACAGCCAAGGUGCAGACCAUCAUCCUCCAGGACUUAUCCAAGUCGUGGGGGAGCCUGCACCCGCCUGCCCCAGCCCCCGACGACAGCUGGUUCAGAAGCUUUAAAUUCCCAGAGUCCAACCAGCCGAUGGCGGCCCUGUCCAAGAGGGUGCUCCUCAAUGACCUGAGCACCUUGGACACACCCAAGUGGAGGCAGGGUGACAGCUACGUGACCAAUCACAGCGGUGUGCGCUGGGGCAGCGCCCCUUUCCUCGACUGCAGGGAUGGACGCUUCGUUCCCAACUGGAUGCUCACCCUGUCAACAUCUUUCUACGGCCUCAAGCCUGACCUGACGCCAGAGUUCAGAGGUGUGAUCCGUGUGGAUGUCAACAUUCAAGACAUCGACUUGAACCAGUGUGCAACAGGAGACAGCUGGUUUGCUGAUACCCACCAGUGCAACCGAACCACCAUGGAGUGUGUACCAACUCCAGGCCAGGGCUUUCGACUGGGUCAGUACUGCUGCCGCUGUAAAGAGGGUUACUACAACCCUGACAUAGCCCCUCGGGACUCAGGUGUCGAUGCAGAUGGCGGCCCUGUGAAUACGAGUGAUGACGGCGGCGGCGGUGUGUGCUACCCGAACAUGCCCAUCUGUCUCCCGUGCUGGCCGGGCUGUAAGAGCUGCCAGGACGGCACCCCCUGCUGGGUGCAAGAGGCCUGGCUUCUCAGGGGUGCCGUGCUGGCCGUCCAGGGCGUCUUCAUGCUCCUCAUCUUCGUCAGCAUGCUGGUGGCCUACAGGCAUCGUAGAAACCGGAGGAUCCGGGCGUCCGGCCUCCUGCUGCUGGAGACGAUCCUGUUCGGCUCUCUGCUCCUCUACUUCCCGGUGUUCAUCAUGUACUUCAAGCCGAGUACAUUCAGGUGUAUUCUGCUCCGCUGGGUCCGAAUGCUCGGCUUCUCCAUCGUCUACGGGACUGUCACACUGAAAAUGUACAGGGUCCUGAAGGUGUUCCUCUCGCGCACGGCCCAGAGGGUGCCCUACAUGUCCAGCCUCCACUUGCUAAGGAUCCUGGGAGUGAUGCUGAUGACGGUCAGCUGGUUCCUGUGUGCGUGGACGGUUGGCGUUCUGCAGAACCGCGACAGGAACAUCCCGGUGUUCAUCACGACCAACACAUCGGACGGUCAGGGGUUCAACCUGUGUUACCUGGACCGCUGGGACUACAUGAUGGCUGUGGCUGAGCUUCUGUUCCUGUGCUGGGGCAGCUCCCUCUGGACCGCCGUCAGGCCGGUCCCCUCAGCCUUCCACGAGCCUCGCUACAUGGGCAUCGCCAUCCACAACGAGCUGCUCCUCUCCUCCAUGUUUCACCUGCUCAGGUUCACCUUUCCCUCUCUUCAUCCUGAUUGGAUGUUGUUGCUCUCCUUCACGCACACCCAUGUGACCAUCACUGUGACGCUCGCCCUGCUCUUCAUUCCAAAGUUUCUCUAUGUGUCUAAGCCGGGGAGAGAGGAGAUUGCAGCAGAGGUAUAUGAAGAUGAAGUGGACCUGCGGCGCUCCGGCUCAUACCUCAACAGCAGUUUUCACUCUGCUUGGAGUGAGCACAGUGGAGUGGACCCGGAUGACUUUCGGGAUGAAUUGAAGAAGUUAUAUGCCCAGUUAGAAGUCCACAAGACCAAGAAGAUGACAGCAAACAACCCUCAUCUGUCAAAGAAGCGAAGUUCCCGAUGUGCAUUGGGGAGAUCCAUUAUUAAACGCAUUGCUGAGAUCCCAGAAAGCAUGAGUCGGCAGUGCAGCCGCGAGGAAAGAGAUGGAUCCUUCCACAGUAGAAUCAGUGUGAAUCGGCCCGACUCUUUUAGGAGGGGCCCAGAUACUAUAAGUAUCAGUUACAAAAGUUCGAUGAAAUCAUCAUCACCAUCACCAUCCAUGCGCAAGUCCCAAAGUGAUCAUCACUAUGUCAGGGAAAGAGACCCAUCCUUACGUGACUCCAUGUUAAAGGCCAACACUGUGAAAAGGUCAUCACGGCGAUCUGAGACAGACUCCUUGGAUAUUCCACCAGGGGUCUGCAAGUCAGCCAGUGCACAAAAUCUGACAAUUGAUACCAAUCUCCUGCAUCCUGAUCACACCAGGCUUCAUAAGUCCUGGAGUUUAACUUCCACAACUGCUCAUUCAAUGGAGAACAUAGCCAAGGUGAACAGAGCCAGCACAGUGCUGACGAGGUCUAGGCAGAGCAUUUCAAUAAGUGACCAGACCAGGAGUGCUCUCCAGUCAGAGUCAUAUGACAAGGCUGAGGUCUGUCCUUGGGAGGUGGAACCAGAACAAUCAGGGGACAAGAACCAGAAGCAUGUCACCUAUGCCAACACUGAGGAUUGUGAGAGAAAAGGGCCACUGUCUCCAGAGGUGCUUAUCUGUCCCUGGGACCAUAUACCACCUGUAGAAAAGAAUCCUUCAGUGGAUAAGGGAAUAGGUGAAACCGAGUCCCCCAAACCACAAGCCCCUGUGUCUGCAAGUGCACCGGGCACUCCUAGACCAAAGUUCACAAAAGAUCAACGUGUCUUCUCCUUCCGCACCACCACCACUAAGUGGCUCUCUGUGAAAUCAGUGAUGGGAUCCAUGGACGCAGGGAGCAGAUCCAGUAAGGAGGGAAAUUUAAACAAAGAGGAUGCCGUUUCACAAAAAAGUCAGGAAAGUGUUUCCACAACACCAAGAUCAGGAACAUCUAGUAGACGUCCAAGCAUGGAAAAGAGGUCACUGCAGAAAAGAAGUAAGACAGUAGAUAAACCAUGCCUUGUGAAGCAGAAUGCCAUCAGACUGUCCUCUGGGGAUUCUGGGGAGAGAAGCCCAAGAAGGCUCGUGAUUGUAAAAUCUGCCGUCUACCCUUGGGACAUGGAUGAUAUGCAAAAAGAUGGCACCUAUGAAAAUGUGUUUUUAUCAAGGCAGAACAGCAAACGUGGUAGUAUCAGUUCUUGGGAAACUGCCAGCAGCUGUAGAACUCCUUCAACUCACAGAAGAGGUAGCAAUCGAAUCACACCAGUCCGCAAUAUUUCCCAAACAGAUGUAUGUCCAUGGGAUGGAGCUGGUACUUCCCAGGAAGGAGAGAGACUAAAGAAGCAGCAGAGCGUUAAAGCAGAUGUCUGCCCUUGGGAAUCACAGGUAUCAGAACCAUCUAAUGUAUGUCCCUGGGAAUCUCAAGGGCAAGGUAAUGUGAGAAGACAAGGAAGUGGCCGUGGUGAAGCGUGUCCUUGGGAAACACAGGAUAUUCCUGUUAUUUAUUAUACUAAUAUAUCCACAGAUUCACAGGCACAACUGUCUUUAAAACAUACAGCAAAUGUAUGUCCCUGGGAGACUGCAGAAAGUCCCCAACCUUCAAUAAGGCAAGGUAAUGAAUAUGCUAAUGUUUGUCCUUGGGAUGCUCAGGACAAGUCUGAAGUUGUAUAUGAAAACCUAAAUCCUUUGGAAGCUAAGGGAUCACUGUCGGUGCCUAUUCGACAAGAAGUUUUGAAGCCUGCUAUCUAUCCUGGUGCAUCAAAAGAAAGUUCACCAAAAUCACCUGCCCUGCAUAUAGGUAGACAAAUGACCAAGGCAGCAGAAAGUUGUCCAUGGGAUUUCCCUGAUCCCCCUAAAAACGUGGGGAAUAUUUGCCCAUGGGAAGAAGAGAACACUGAGCCAACAAAUACAGGCUCAAGUACACAAAUGACCAUCAAGAUAGAUAUUUGUCCCUGGGAAACUGGAGAAUCAGACAAACCAGAAGACUCACAAAAAGGUGUCUCAACUCUGAAAGCUGCUUCCGCAGAGACUGAUGGGAAAGGUGACAGAAAAGUAAACGUAUGUCCCUGGGAAACGGACCAGCCUGAAAAAACUGCAGUUACCAAGAUGGUAUCACAAGGACUGGAAAGGCCGGCAGAUGUCUGUCCAUGGGAUAGUGCCGAACCAGAGUCGGGAAAGCCACAGGUCCCUAAAACAUCAGAGAGUCAUGUUAAGCAAGACACAACUCGCGCAAAUGUUUGUCCAUGGGAUACAGAGGAUGCAGGGGCAGUCAAAACUGAAGUAUCAAAAGCAUCAGAGAGGCUACAAAGACAAGGAAAUUCACGGGAAGAUGUUUGCCCUUGGGACACAGAGGCCCCAAAAGUUCUGACAAAGCAAGACAGCGCUUGGGCAGAUGUUUGUCCAUGGGAAACAGGAGAGCCAAAAGUUUUAAAAAAGCAAGAUAGCGCUCGUGGAGAUGUUUGUCCGUGGGAAACAGAAGAGCCAAAAGUUUUCAAAAAGCAAGAUAGCGCUCUUGGAGAUGUUUGUCCGUGGGAAACAGAAGAGCCGAGAGUUUUAAAAAAACAAGAUAGCGCACGGGAAGAGGUUUGUCCUUGGGAUUCAGAUGAGCCAAAGGUUUUCAAAAAGCAAGAUAGUGCACGUGCAGAAGUUUGUCCAUGGGACACAGGUGAGCCAGGAGAUGUCAAAAAGCAGGAUAGUGCACGUGGAAGUGUUUGUCCAUGGGAGACUGAUGAACCAGAAGUUGUCAAAAAGCAGGAUAGUCCGAUCACUACGAACAGCCAACCAGUAGUUUCUGGUGGUCCCCAGGACCAGACUAAAGACCAAAGGGGACCGAGCAUUUGGGGUGGUGGCCCAAGGCUCUGGAAUGCCUUCCCCCAAGCCCUGCGUUCAGUCCCAUCCUAG